This is a messenger RNA of Echinops telfairi (small Madagascar hedgehog), 861 nucleotides long. It is a transcript of the gene CTHRC1, whose product is annotated as collagen triple helix repeat containing 1. The record is from RefSeq and is a predicted model, not a curated record. The coding region runs from base 1 to 744 and encodes 247 amino acids. The transcript is spliced from 6 exons. Lineage: Eukaryota; Metazoa; Chordata; Mammalia; Afrosoricida; Tenrecidae.
AUGAGUCAGAACCAACUGGAUGCCACCAAACACCAACGUGGUUUGGCUGCAAAACGCUGCCAGCUGGGACAUGGCUUCGCUUCACACUGGGAACACCUGGCAGUUGGAGGAGGCGACAACUGCCUGGAACCCAGCUGGGUUUCCAAAGAGCACCCUGUGGAGUAUAAUGGAAUGUGCUUACAAGGGCCUGCAGGGGUGCCUGGUCGCGAUGGGAACCCUGGGGCCAAUGGCAUUCCUGGCACCCCAGGAAUCCCAGGCCGGGAUGGAUUCAAAGGCGAAAAGGGGGAAUGCCUUCGGGAAACGUUUGAGGAGUCCUGGACGCCCAAUUAUAAGCAGUGUUCAUGGAGUUCCCUGAAUUACGGCAUAGAUCUUGGGAAAAUCGCAGAGUGUACCUUCACCAAGAUGCGCUCCAACAGCGCUCUCAGGGUGCUGUUCAGUGGCUCGCUGCGACUCAAGUGCAGGAACGCGUGCUGCCAGCGCUGGUACUUCACAUUCAACGGAGCCGAAUGCUCAGGACCUCUUCCCAUUGAAGCUAUCAUUUACUUGGACCAAGGAAGCCCGGAGCUGAAUUCGACAAUUAAUAUUCACCGCACGUCUUCUGUGGAAGGACUUUGUGAAGGAAUCGGUGCUGGGUUGGUGGAUGUUGCUAUUUGGGUUGGUACCUGUUCAGAUUACCCAAAAGGAGAUGCCUCUACUGGAUGGAAUUCAGUGUCUCGUAUCAUCAUUGAAGAAUUACCAAAGUAGCCUUUAAGUUUCACCUCGACCUCGCUUUACCAUACUUUUGAAUGUUUUUCUUAAUUGCAUAUGAUAUCAGUUUUGUAUCUGUAUCUGAAUAAAAAUGAAGUGCCACAUGUUUACAGA